This is a messenger RNA of Diaporthe citri, 825 nucleotides long. RefSeq lists its product as uncharacterized. Lineage: Eukaryota; Fungi; Ascomycota; Sordariomycetes; Diaporthales; Diaporthaceae. Bases 1 to 825 code for a protein of 274 amino acids. The record is from RefSeq and is a predicted model, not a curated record. The transcript has a single exon.
AUGUCAUCAUUAAACAUGGACCCCAACCUCUCCGCCGCCAUGCACCCGCAGCAAGUCGCCGUUGCCGCCAACAACCUGCAGCAGGGUGCAGCCCACCCCAGCAUCCUCCCGCACCCGGCUCCUGCCCCAACCCACCACGGCCCCGGGCGCCCUCCCAACUCCGAGAGGCAGCUUGUCAUCGAUGGCCGCCGCUUCCAGCGUCUCGAGGAGACCGUCAACAAGCUGCUCGAGCUGACCCAGCUCAUGAUGAACCGCCAGGAGGAGCUCAACGACAUCAUGGUCCAGCGUCAACAGACCCUCCAGAACCAGGUCUCUUUCACCGAGGAGCGUCUUCAGCUUGCCAUGGACAACGGCGGCAACCCGGACGGCGAGGGCGAGGAGGAGGAGGAGGAGGAUGACGACGACGACGAGCGAGACCCGCCCGACAUGGCCUACCCUCCUCUCGGCAUGCAGUUCCGUCCAAACUUUGGCGCCAAGAAGGCUCUGGAAGGCCUGCUUGACAACAUCAACCUGUGGGCUAAGGAGCACGGUUACAAGUGUGCUACCCUGCGCAGUACCCAGAAGCCGGGCGAGCGUGUUCGUGUUGCCAUCCGAUGUGCCCUGGGCGGCGAGGCCAGAUACAAGAUGACCGACGAGAAUGGGGAGACACUGAUCCGUACAAAGAGCGGCCAGCUGCGCAAGCCCUACCGCAAGAGGACGAGCAAGAAGACCGGCUGCCAAUUCGGCUUCAUCCUCGGAGAGACGGGCCAGGGAACCAACGUGUUCGAGGUCCGCUACCACCCCAAUGGAAGCCCGCCCCACAACCACCCUCCCAUGGAAUUCUAG